GUUUGAUGGCGUCCACUUCGCUUCCGUUUGAAUGACAGCAUUCUUGUCUUCUCUAACCAGCACCAUAAACAUGUUGAAGAAAACAUCAGCAGUACUGUACCACUAUCCUUGUCCGGACGGUGCCUUCGCUGCCUUGGCCGCUCACCUCUAUUUCUCCGCCGCUUCUCGUCCCGUUCUGUUCUUCCCCAACACCGUCUACAGCCCAAUUACACCCGAGCAGCUCCCACUCCAAAAAAUCUCCGAUCUUUAUCUCCUAGAUUUUGUGGGUUCCUCUGGAUUUGUCGGCGACAUCUCCUCUAAAGUUCCCAGGGUGGUGGUAUUGGACCACCAUAAGACUGCGCUUGAGACACUAUGUGGUGAGAUGGGGGAAUCAAUUGGUGGUAAUGUGACUAAAGAGAUAGAUAUGGAGAGGAGUGGUGCUACAAUUGCAUAUGAUUAUUUUAAGGAGAAGCUAAAGAGUUCCACAGAUGAUAGUUUUAAGAAGGCAUUGAGUGAAUUUGACCGUGUUAGGCCACUGUUCGAGUACAUUGAGGAUUGCGAUGUUUGGAGGUGGAGUCUUGAGAACAGCAAAGCUUUUAGCAGUGGCCUUAAGGAUUUGAACAUUGAGUUUGAUGUUAGAGUAAACCCGUCCUUAUUUGAGCAGUUACUUUCUCUAGAUCUAGAGUCGAUCAUCAGUAAAGGCAAACAGAGCUUAUCAUUAAAGCAAGAAUUAAUAAAUGGUGCUCUUGACCAGUCAUAUGAAAUCGCCCUUGGAGGUGGAGCAUUCGGUCAUUGCCUGGCAGUUGAUGCAGAUUCACUUUCAGAGUUGAGAAGCGAAUUGGGACAUCAGUUAGCUGCUAAAAGCCAUAAUAAAAAGUUGAGGGGCAUCGGAGCUGUUGUAUAUAGGGUGCCAGAGCUCGGAAAUGACCAGCUUCUGAAAGUAAGCCUUAGGAGUAUUGGCAGUGAAGAUACAACUCUCAUCUCCCAGGAAUUUGGUGGUGGUGGUCAUCGAAAUGCUAGUUCCUUCCUGAUAAAAUAUGACGAAUUCACUCGCUGGAAGGUUGGCGUAAGUAACCAUCAGCAGGACGUGAUCAUUUCUGACGCUAAUCGAUUGAGGGCAAAGCCCGACACAGAGGUGUCUGUUCAGAUUCACUGGAGAAACUUCUUCUCCACCCAUGGCAGUGUCAUGAGAAGAACACCAAGCAUCAUCUGUGAUGAACUGCAUCCAUGAAUCAUCUUUGUCUUCCUCCUCCAUGCACGACGACGAGGCGACCGGAACAUCCGGUGACAUGGUCUCGUAAUAAUCGUUUGGUAUGAUCGGAGAACUCUCGAUCAACGAGGAUGCCAUCAAAGCGCUGCUGCAUUGCCCAGAUUGUUCUUCAGUUUCAGAACAAAUCCCAUUUUUCUUGAACACACGACACAAUGCAUAAGAAUCCUGCAACAUAUCAGUUGUGUUCAGCACAAAAGCUACAACAUACUAACAUAGAGAGCUUAAUUACAGUAUGUGUAA
This is a messenger RNA of Tripterygium wilfordii, 1489 nucleotides long. RefSeq lists its product as uncharacterized. The coding region runs from base 32 to 1210 and encodes 392 amino acids. NCBI's taxonomy places the organism in Eukaryota, Viridiplantae, Streptophyta, Magnoliopsida, Celastrales, Celastraceae. The transcript has 7 exons. The record is from RefSeq and is a predicted model, not a curated record.